Messenger RNA from Mytilus californianus (California mussel), 1642 nucleotides. RefSeq names its product galanin receptor 2a-like. Gene Ontology annotation, biological process: neuropeptide signaling pathway. Gene Ontology annotation, molecular function: G protein-coupled peptide receptor activity. The coding region runs from base 132 to 1265 and encodes 377 amino acids. Gene Ontology annotation, cellular component: membrane. NCBI's taxonomy places the organism in Eukaryota, Metazoa, Mollusca, Bivalvia, Mytilida, Mytilidae. The transcript has 2 exons. The record is from RefSeq and is a predicted model, not a curated record.
CGAUUGAAAGCAGUUAUAUAUUUCAGUAUUUUACUUGAAAUAUAGAAACAAUAAGUAUAAAAUUAUUGUCAUAUGAAGUACCAUAUACGACUGUAAGCAUCCGGAAAAAAGACUUUGAAGUUCUAUUCAGGAUGGCAGCCAAUUUCUCAAACGGAACUCUUACAUAUUUGAGGGAAAUAGAAUACCAAAGAUUUCUAGAAAAAGAUAUCCCAGCUACACUAUUUCUCAUAUUUCUGUCAGUCAUAGGUACAAUUGGAAAUAUACACACGAUAUUGGUAUAUAUAUUAUCACCGAUCAUGGCAAAAUAUUCGGUUCGAGUUUUUAUCAUUUGGCUUGCCUUUAUCGAUCUUACAGCAUGUGUAUUUUGUAUGCCUUUUGAGAUUUUCGAUAUUCGAUACGACUACACAUUUUCAUCUGUCGGUGCUUGCAAAUUCUUCAAAUUUCUAAAUCAUGUUAUUACAGGGGCUUCCAGCAUAUUAUUGACUACAAUUGCCAUUGAAAGAUAUAGAAUAUUUGUCAAAAACUUACCGACACUAAUUACAAAUUCACAAAGGUCGAAUGUCAUAUCUUCUGUUCUAGUAGGAUUAUCCAUGAUAUUGUCAAUCCCAGUAUUAAUAUAUUAUGGUGUGAACGAAAAAGAAACAAACAUUUUUUGUGUAAUGGGUGAGGAAUGCAAACUUCAUCCAAUGUAUAAAAAUAUAGAAUAUUUAGGAAUUUAUUACAGUAUAACAUUAUUUAUAGGUUUAGUUUGCGUUGUUAUGUGCAUAGUUUCAUAUGGAAGAAUACUGCAUGAAAUUUGUACUCGAGAAAAAUGGAGGAAAUCAAUAAGAAAGAGAUCGGUUUCGUCUUUGAAUUCAACUUCGGAUAUAAGAUCGGGUAGCACUCAAAUAACAUCAACUAUUCAAAAUGAGGCGGUAAAAUUAAAUAAAUUGGAAGCUGGAACCUGUGACAGGGCAAACAAAAAGUCGACUCGUUCAUCGCACAAUCUUGGAAAUGCGAUUCGACUAACCAUAAGCCUCAUGAUAGCAACCGCUGUAUCCUACAUAGGAAAUAUGUUAUAUGUUUUCACGAAAAUGGUCCAAAUAUUGAAUCCUAAGAUGUAUCAAAACAGUAUCCGGCCAGUCUCCGAUAUCAUAGGGCGCGGAUUUUUUGUUAACAAUGCAACUAAUCCUGUAGUAUUUUGUCUUUUGGAUAGAACUUUUCGACAGGAAUGCCUGAAAUUGUGUGGGAAGAUAUGUUCUCAGAAAAAUAAUUCACCGGAAUAAAAAUGAUAAAACCUUCUAUGAGUCAUAAUUUGAUACAGCUUAUAUGCCUAUAUUUUGUGUGACAGGAUUGCAAAAGAGGUAUUCUACUUAACCAGAUUAGCGCAUUCUUGACUUUUUUACUUGAACUUGUAUAUAUGCCAAUUUGUAUUACAUUUGAAAUAUUUACAUCGUACAGCUAUGAAUAAACCAAAAUUUUAGAAAGUUUGCACAAUCAGACAACACAUGCUGACGAAAUUCGACACCUGAAAGUUACACAAUCUCAACUGUUGUAUAAUAGAGUCUUCUCUAUGAGAAACUUUAUCAAACAAUAAUUUUUGGAAUAUUGGAUAAAGUGUUAUUGUAGGAUAUAUUAUUAUAAAGAAAGUGUUUUGAGUAAA